Ramularia collo-cygni is the source of this 1500-nucleotide messenger RNA. RefSeq lists its product as uncharacterized. NCBI's taxonomy places the organism in Eukaryota, Fungi, Ascomycota, Dothideomycetes, Mycosphaerellales, Mycosphaerellaceae. The record is from RefSeq and is a predicted model, not a curated record. Bases 1 to 1500 code for a protein of 499 amino acids. The transcript has a single exon.
AUGUCGUUGUCAAGGGACGAAUGUGAUUGGGAGUGGGAAUACGAAUAUUCGGCCCACGAAACCGAGUCCCUCUACUUCACUCUCGAUCUCACCACUCACGUGCCUGACGCCUUGACCGACCAACCCCACCUCGUCUCCGGCCAAACGUCCAAGAAUCUCAGUGCGCCCCGCGUUGAUCCACAAUCGCGCGUCUCCUCCGAUGAAGACUCCUCCGACGAUGAUGAUGGUGAUGAUGAUGAUGAUGAUGAAGAAAGGCGAGGCAAGCUACCUGCCCUUCAAAUCCUCGACCUUCACACCUCCAACCCGUUGAUCAAAUUCGAGCAAUCCGUCUACUCGGCCUACUGGACCACGGAUCUCGGAACGCAAUUCCACAUUGCUCAAACCGGCCACAAUUCCCAUCCUCUCCGCAAAGGAACCAUCUUGGACGUCCUGGGCAUCUCUCGCGCAAGACUAUUGGGCAAACCCGUCCAGCUCAUCGACCGCAACGCCCCAUCUCAUCCCAUCCCCUCUCACAGCAAACCAACCCCAUCAUCCAAUCCUGUAGUAGAACAGGAAGAUGACGAUGACGACCAAGAUUCCUCCAUGGUCCUCACCACCGGUCCCCUGAAGAUUCCCCGCAGCAUCCUCAAGACCGACAAAUCCAAAUCUCAAGCUUCCUUCCUCGAACGCCUAUCGGAGAUCAAACACCGCAAAGGCGAGCGAGAUCAAGUCCCCAUCCUAGCCGUCAAACACUACACCAAACCCGACAAUCACGAUGAGAUCAAACGAAGAGCAGAAGAUGAUGAUCGCAACAGCGCGCUCGUGCAUAUCGAUGGGAGGAAGCGGAGGAGGAGAAGACCGAUGGGUGUUCGUCCGAGGAAAAAUAUGGGAGGGGCGGGAAGACCCAGUCGCGGGGAUAUUGAAGGGAGUUUGGGAUGGAGUAGUUCUGGUGGGGGAAUCAUUCCUGAGCAUGGUCAGGAUGAUGAUGGUGAUGGUGAGGCGGUGUUGGGAGUGGGCAUGUUUGAACCGGGAGGGACAGGGGAGAUGAGAGGUGAUGUGGUGGGGUAUCUGGAAGAUCCGUUCCAAAUGCAUGCUGCUGCUUCAUCUUCUGCUGCUGCUGGGGAUUUGGAUGUGAAUAUGGAAGGAGGGGAAGGGGAAAGGCAGAGUGCGGUCAUGUCUGGCCCGAGCUCUUUCUCCUCGCCUGCUGCCGCCUAUCAGCACACGGAUGCGAGGUUUAUGAAGUCCAAUCAGCAUGGCUAUCUUGCAUUCCAGUCCAGGAAGGAGUAUUUGGAUUCGGUGAGGGGAGAGGGAACGCCCAGGGGGCCGAAGCAGCCGGGUAGACCGCCUUGGAUUGGUGGUGGUGGUGUUGGACAAACAGAACAAGGUCAAGGGCGGGAACAAGAUCAAGAACACGGUCAAGAACGAGAACGAGAGCAAGAUCAAGAACAAGGGCGGGAACUGGGACAAAAACAGGCUGAUGGAGGCGCUGAUAAUACUACUGGCGGUUCUGGACAACAAUAG